CCUCCACUGCUGCUGCUGCAGCUUUCCCACCGACUCCUCCCUCUCCUCCUCCUCUCCAUUAAUGGCCGCCACCAAGAACCCUCCUCCCACCCCCACGUGACCCUCCCCUCCUCCCCUUCCCACUCCUCCCCUUCCGCUCGCAGCCGGCCGUCUCCCUCCCUUCCGCCCCAACUCAACUUCUUUAAAUCUUACUACGUUGCUUGCUCUUCCCGUUGGUCCGACCGAUGCUGAGCUCGUCGCCCUCUGCGGCGGCGGGGAUGAUGGGAGGAGGAGGAGGAGGAGGGUACCAGCACCACCACCAGCGCGGUGCGGCGGUCUUCACGGCGGCGCAGUGGGCGGAGCUGGAGCAGCAGGCGCUCAUUUACAAGUAUCUUAUGGCGGGGGUCCCCGUCCCGGGCGAUCUCCUCCUCCCAAUCCGUCCCCACUCCGCCGCCGCCGCCACCUACUCCUUCGCCAACCCCGCCGCCGCUCCCUUCUACCACCACCACCACCCCUCCCUGAGUUACUACGCCUACUACGGCAAGAAGCUGGACCCGGAGCCAUGGCGGUGCCGGCGCACCGACGGCAAGAAGUGGCGGUGCUCCAAGGAGGCGCACCCCGACUCCAAGUACUGCGAGCGCCACAUGCACCGUGGCCGCAACCGUUCAAGAAAGCCUGUGGAAUCCAAGACCGCUGCCCCUGCGCCCCAGUCGCAGCCCCAGCAGUCCAACGUCGCCGCGACCGCGACGCACGACGCCGAUGCGCCUCUCCCGUCGCUCGCCGUGGGUGCCAAGACCCACGGUCUGUCUCUCGGCGGCGCCGGCUCCUCGCAGUUUCAUGUCGACGCGUCGUCAUACGGCAGCAAGUACUCUCUUGGAGCUAAAGCUGAUGUGGGUGAGCUGAGCUUCUUCUCAGGAGCAUCAGGAAACACCAGGGGCUUCACCAUCGAUUCUCCAACAGAUAACCCGUGGCACUCACUGCCUUCCAGUGUACCCCCAUAUCCGAUGUCAAAGCCAAGAGACUCUGGUCUCCUACCAGGUGCCUACUCCUACUCCCACCUUGAACCUUCACAGGAACUUGGCCAGGUCACAAUCGCCUCGCUGUCCCAAGAGCAGGAGCGCCGCUCUUUUGGCGGCGGAGCUGGGGGGCUGCUAGGAAAUGCGAAGCAUGAGAACCAGCCACUGAGGCCUUUCUUUGAUGAGUGGCCAGGGAGGCGAGACUCGUGGUCGGAGAUGGAUGAAGAGAGGUCCAACCAGACCUCCUUCUCGACAACUCAGCUCUCGAUCUCCAUCCCGAUGCCCCGAUGUGAUUGAGAAAGUUUGCCUCCUCCGUGGCAGCACUGGACCUCUACCCUGCAUUUUGCCGCUCCACAUUUUACCGCUGCUAGUGAUUCGGAGUUGGUGAUUGCACCCCCUGGUUCUUUAUGUCCAUUGUAUCGUAUAAUGAACUAGUUAAGAGAACCUUACCCUUUUUUUCUAGUAGAACAGAGAGAACUCUAUCCAUCUUGUUUUGUACCCGCUAUCAUUUCCACCAUGCUUUGUACCUGCUAUUGGAAGUUGCUGCCUGUCUGUGUUUCAACUUUCCAGAAGAUGAUCGAUCAUGUAGGAGUGAGUAUCCAUCUAUUUGUCAUUCCAAAUUGCAGAAAUCUGAUAGCAAAUCCGAUACCUGCCAUGUGAGAAGCGGCGCGUCCGAUGUAUUUUGCUUUUGAGAACAAAAGAAAUUCUCAUCUCAUAAUUCAACUUUGUGGAAU
This is a messenger RNA of Oryza brachyantha (malo sina), 1729 nucleotides long. RefSeq names its product growth-regulating factor 5. NCBI's taxonomy places the organism in Eukaryota, Viridiplantae, Streptophyta, Magnoliopsida, Poales, Poaceae. Gene Ontology annotation, biological process: developmental process; DNA-templated transcription; regulation of DNA-templated transcription. Gene Ontology annotation, cellular component: nucleus. Gene Ontology annotation, molecular function: ATP binding. The transcript has 4 exons. The record is from RefSeq and is a predicted model, not a curated record. Bases 225 to 1292 code for a protein of 355 amino acids.